This is a messenger RNA of Astyanax mexicanus (Mexican tetra), 1446 nucleotides long. Its product is annotated as olfactory receptor 10J1-like. Gene Ontology annotation, cellular component: membrane. Gene Ontology annotation, molecular function: G protein-coupled receptor activity; olfactory receptor activity. The record is from RefSeq and is a predicted model, not a curated record. Lineage: Eukaryota; Metazoa; Chordata; Actinopteri; Characiformes; Acestrorhamphidae. Gene Ontology annotation, biological process: G protein-coupled receptor signaling pathway. The transcript has a single exon. Bases 206 to 1168 code for a protein of 320 amino acids.
UCAGAUACUACCCACUUGCUGCGCUUACAGACCAUACAGAUACGCUUAGAUUCAAACUGAAACUUCUGUUUUUUUAGUGGGUUUGAAUACUGUGAGUAAAUAGUAUAGUUUAGCGACACGUUCAGCUUAAAUCUUAAAAUGUGCUUUCAUUUUCUUCUUUGUUUUUUGCUGUUGUCUUUUUCUGCACAGUUUCCAGCUCUCUAAAAUGAACACGACUGAGGAAGUGACCUUUUUUAUUAUUGAGGGAUUCAAAGAGAGAAAAUUGAUUCUGUUUACUAUUUUCUUGCCAGUGUAUGUUCUGAUACUGGUUGGAAACAGUAUGAUUAUAUAUCUGGUCAGAACCGACUCAAAGCUGAAUUCACCCAUGUACUUUUUCCUUCACAAUCUUUCCUUCUCUGAUUUAAUCUACACAACAACUACAGUCCCCAACAUGCUUUCAGGAUUUCUAGUGGAAGUGAAGACCAUUUCCAAGGCAGGCUGCUUUACACAACUGUAUAUUUUUCUUACACUGACUGUUACAGGACGUAGUUUGCUAACAGUGAUGGCUUUUGACCGAUACAUUGCCAUCUGUAACCCGUUACGCUACACGUCCAUCAUGACCAGGAAAGUUCGUUAUUUGCUGAUACUCGCAGCGUGGGCUUUCGGAGCGUUAAUUUCUUGUCCGGCUUUCUUUUUAGCAGUGCCUCUACCCUUCUGUGGACUGAACGUAAUUAAGCACAUAUUCUGUGAUCAUGCCUCAGUUAUACGCCUGGCCUGCACUGAUAUUACAAGAAAUAAUGUUGUGGGACUAUUUUUUGCUUUAAUUGCCCUUAUUUCCACUUUCCUGCUGAUUCUCACAUCAUACGUUUUAAUUGGGAAAGCCAUCAGCAAAAUGGGCUCCGUUGAAAGAAUGAAGGCUGCUGCUACUUGUGUGUCUCACCUGAUAGUCGUAGGUAUCUCUUACAUAUCUGCUACCUGUGUGUACAUCUCCUACAGAGUGCCCUCAUUUGAUGCUGAAGCACGUUUGCUGAUUGCUUUGCUUUACUCUGUUCUGACGCCCCUGCUGAACCCCUUCAUUUACAGCCUGAGGAAUAAAGAGCUGCAGAAUGCGAUGAAGAGAGCCUUCUGCAGAAGCACUUCAGGCUCAAAUGUGGCCAGAAAAACUGUGCCAUCUACCAUCAUGAAAUAGAUAUAGCAGGUUGAGAGAAAGAUGCUUAAUAUGGUACUGAAAUAUUCUUUUCUAGUGUCAAAUACAGGUACUAAAAUAUUUUUUACGUUUCACAGCUGACUACUAUCAAAACACUGUAAUCUGUAUCUUAAUCUGCUGGUAGAAUCUACUGUUUAUUAUUAUGUUAGAUGUGACAAACUAUAUGUAAUCCAUUACUACUUGAUUAUUUGUACAUGUGUAUGAUUACAUAAUUACUGGAGACACUGAUUGCAGCACAUUAAAAGUCAUAUAUAUCAAUA